Messenger RNA from Armigeres subalbatus, 4517 nucleotides. RefSeq lists its product as uncharacterized. The transcript is spliced from 11 exons. The record is from RefSeq and is a predicted model, not a curated record. NCBI's taxonomy places the organism in Eukaryota, Metazoa, Arthropoda, Insecta, Diptera, Culicidae. Gene Ontology annotation, cellular component: cytoskeleton. The coding region runs from base 590 to 4105 and encodes 1171 amino acids.
GCGGCGUUUCAUUAGUAAACGAACCGUCAAUCCGAAAACAAGUGCCAUUCUUCUGCUCCUUCGAACGCGCGCGCGGGUCUUUUCUGUAUCCGUUUUUUGAUUUUAAAGUUCUCCACCUUUCACCCGUUGGCCACCGCCCUCGAACUUGUUUUAGUUUAUUAUUUUUUAUUUUUUUAAGUUUAGUGGAAGUGAAUGCAUUAUAAAACCUGAAGCACUGGUUUCCGUUCUGAUGCGUAUAAACGCAGUGUAGAUUAGGUGAAGUAUCGUUCAAUUUGAAUGUUGGUGCUUUAAUGCACAAGUUUUGAGUGAAAAAAAUACGAACAGCGAAUAUCGAAUCAUUUCAUUAGUUAGGGGAAACCAUAAUCGACCAUUAUCGAACAUUUUGGUGAAAAACUUUGAACAUUUCUGUUCUGUUAAUUAAAAGUGAAAAAUUUAUUGCAACCAGUGCCUCAUUAGUGACUUCAGCAUAUCGUCAGAUCAUCAAUCAACGACAAUUCUGCUUAGCUGUUUUCAGGAUUUUGGAACUUUUUGAACAAUUUGAACGUUCUUUGAUAUUCGUUUUCUUUGAAUUCAAAUUAUACGUUCCAGAAUGGUCAUCCUCAAAACCGCACACAAAUCGACGGCAUCGAUCAGCUCGGUGAGUCGCAAGAGCAGGAACACCAGCAUCGUCCGGAAGAAGUACAAAGAAUCGUACCACGUGAUGGGUGGCUUCGAGCAGCGACCCUGGACCCCGACCAAACGGCGGGGACCCAUCGCGGCAGAACACCGUGGCCCGGGACCACAAUAUUUGCUGCCACAGCUGCUAGGCACGCGAGUAGUCGAUUCCAAGAGGGCGGCCGCACCCGCAUACAGCUUCGGUCAACGCCACCGACCCCGUACGGAAUCCUUCAGUCCAGGCCCACUGUACAACAUUACCGGGCUCGGAUGCAAGGGAAAAGAUACUCCUCCGGCUUAUUGUUUGCAAAGUCGACCCAAGGAAAUCCCAAAGUACCUCACACCGGCCCCCGGAGAAUACAAUGUAGAAAAGUCGGACAAAAUGCUCGUGAAAUCGGCUCCGCGGUACACCUUUGGCGUUAAAAAGCCACCGAAGUCCACUAGCGAAACUCCAGCUCCCUGUGAUUACAAACCCGAGAAAGUAGUAUUAGAUAGCACACCAAAAUUUUCAUUUGGAAUCAGGCCGGAAGUAAAGAUUCGUAGUGAAACUCCAGCACCCGGCACAUACUCCCCGGAAAAAGUAUUACAUGACAAAUCACCAAAGUACAGCUUUGGCCUUAAAGUUAUCCCUGAAAAGCACGAAGAAACUCCAGCACCAGGAACAUACCAACCAGAGAAGGCCAGUUCUGUUUUAGAUAGGAAACCAGCUUUUACCUUUGGCAUGAAAACAAUCAUUGAGAAACCUUACAACACUCCUGCCCCAAGUGCCUAUGAACCCGAGAAGGCCAAACUCGAUAACACUCCUGCUUACAGCUUUGGUAUCCGGCCUAAUCUGGAAAAACCGAACACUAACCCCGCACCAUGUCAGUACGAGCCCGAGAAGGCCAAGAAACUUGAUCACUCACCCGCAUAUCCAUUCGGCAUGCGUAUCAAUCACGACAAGCCUAGCAAUACGCCUGCUCCCACGGCUUACGCAGUAGAGAAUGUAAAGUUAGAUCAUCACCCCGCUUACAGUUUUGGACAGCGAACGAAAACCGAAAAACCGAACACCAACCCAGCCCCGGGAGCGUACGCGCCGGAAAAGGCCAAUCUGGACGGGGCGCCGAAGUAUAGCUUCGGCAUUCGACCGACAAUCGACAAGGUGGACUCCGUCCCAGCCCCAGGGGCGUAUUCUCCCGAAAAAGCCAAAUUAGAUAGCACUCCAGCGUAUAGCUUCGGAGCGCGGAUCAACGUUGAGAAACCAAGUGCCAUUCCCGGACCGGGGGCGUACGAUGCCGAUAAGAUGCAGGACAAGAAUUCACCAGCUUAUAGCUUCGGAGCGAGGACUACAGUGGGCAAGAUAAGUGACAUUCCUGGUCCGGGUGCUUACGAUGCAGAUAAAGUAGUGGAUAAGACUCCAUCUUAUAGUUUUGGAUUAAGAACGAAUGUUGAAAAACCCAGCAUCGUACCAGGGCCUGGAGCAUACGAUGCUGAAAAGGUAGUAGAUAAGAGUACGCCGGCGUACAGUUUCGGUCAUAGGACAAAUGUUGGAAAACAUGACAAUAUUCCCGGACCCGGAGCUUAUGACUCUGAUAAGGUAGAUAAAACUACUCCUUCUUAUAGUUUUGGAGUUAAGGCUUAUGUUGAGAAGCCCAAUUCGAUUCCGGGUCCAGGUGCUUAUGAUUCAGAUAAAGUUGACAAGGGAGCUCCAUCUUAUAGUUUUGGCGUAAGGACAAAUGUUGAGAAACCCAAUUGCAUUCCAGGUCCAGGCGCCUAUGAUUCUGAUAAAGUUGAUAAGGGAGCUCCUUCCUAUAGUUUUGGCGUUAAGACUAAUGUUGAGAAACCCAAUACGAUUCCAGGUCCGGGAGCCUAUGAUUCAGAUAAAGUUGACAAGGGAGCUCCUUCAUACAGUUUUGGAGUUAAAACCAACCUUCAAAAGCCAAAUAACGUUCCUGGUCCUGGAGCCUAUGAUUCGGAUAAGGUUAUUGAUAAUGGAACACCAGCUUACAGUUUUGGAGUAAAACCCAAUCUUGAUAAGCCAAAUACUCUUCCAGGACCAGGAGCAUAUGAUGCGGAUAAAGUAGUGGAUAAAAGUACUCCCGCAUAUAGUUUUGGUGUUAAGACAAAUGUGCUUAAACAUAAUAAUGUACCUGGUCCAGGAGCUUAUGAUGCAGAAAAGGUAGUGGAUAAAUCUACCCCAUCCUACAGCUUCGGACUCAAACCCAAUGCUGAGAAAAAGGAUAACAUUCCAGGUCCAGGAAGUUACAACAAUGAUAAGGUUGUAGAUAAAAUUGCUCCUGCCUAUAGUUUUGGGGUGAAAACAAAUACUGACAAAGUGAACAACACACCAGCUCCAGGCUCAUAUUCUCCUGAAAAAUGUAAACUUGACCAAACUCCACAAUACAGCUUCGGUGUAAAAACAAACGUGGAGAAAAAGGACACGAUCCCCGGUCCAGGAACAUACAAACCCGAAUCGGUGAAUCCUGACACUACCCCCGCGUAUUCAUUUGGAGUUCGCCCGAGCAUCGAUAAAGUUGACACCACACCCGCUCCCGGUAGCUAUUCACCCGAAAAACAUAAAAUCCACAAUCCGGCAUUUACGUUUGGAGUGAGACCCAACAUCGACAAGAUCCAACCAACACCUGCUCCCGGGGCGUAUAAUACAGAAACGGUAAAACUGGACAACACUCCGGCUUACACGUUCGGAGUGAGGCCCAAUUUGGAUAAAAUUCUCGUGACACCGGCUCCCGGGGCAUACGAAGUCGAAAAGGUAAAACUUGAUCAUGCUCCCGCGUACCAGUUCGGAAUCAAAGUGAAUCGUGAGAAGGCGAACGAUGUCCCAGCACCCGGAACGUACAACCCCGAAAAGUUAAAGCUGGAUCAUGCUCCAGCUUAUACGUUUGGUAUUAAGCAUAAAGGCGAAAAGCUGAAGGAUACCCCAGCUCCCUCGGCUUAUCAACCGGAAAAGUGCAAACUGGAAAUCGCCCCUGCGUUCACGUUUGGCGUGAAGGUAAAUUGUGAAAAGUUCACUGAUAGCCCAGUAGUCAUGAUGAACGGCGGCACCACUUCCACUUCAGUCACCGCUACUAGUGCCACCAAAACCGCUGCAACUGCAGCAGUCACGGAAAAUGGUGGCGGAAUCGUUGCACUGCAGCAAACCAGCAGCAGCCAAAACAGUAGUGUACAGCAACAGCAGCAACAGAGCACCCAACAUUCCCAGCGGGUGGUGACCAAUGGGGGUGCGGCCAUAACGACCACCACCACAAGCGGUAGCGUGAAAAUGACCCGCGAGCGGAAAACUUUUUGCGAAGAGCACGUGACCUCAACGGCAGCCACCACAUCCUCUACCAAUGGGAAUGCCGUGACGGCGGUCACCAACGAGAACCUGGUCCCAAAUUGCAUCGCUGGUGUCAAAUCGCUGCAGAACGUGCAACAUCAGCGAAUGGUUUGCACCGGACAUUUCCGGGCUUGAUGUGAUCAGUUUGUGGUUGUGGCGUGUUUUUUUUGAAAAGUAGAUGGCUUUGUUUGUUAGUUUUUUUCUCGUAAGAGUUCUGGAGUGCUUUUAAUUUGUGAUUUGUUUAUUGUUCGAUAGCUUCAUGGACAUAGCUUGUUUGAAAUAGCUUUUUAUUUGAUUUGUUAGUUUUCCCUAAUAAUAAUGCACUGUUUUGAAGUAGAAUUUCAAGUAGCAUCUAGAAUGUAGAUAUAAGAUUGUUGAUUUCAUCGUUAAGUCCUGUUUAGAGUUGAAGCCCCGAAUGAGUACCAUAUCCCAGAUGUGCUCGGUUCAAGCAAAGAAGGCCCGAUCAGAUCGGCACCUGCCUACACAAUCACGGGCCGCCAGAAACCGCGACUUCCACAGUGCAUCACUUUCCCUGGCCCCGGUCAUU